AUGGACUCUCAUCAGCACCAGCAGCGUCUGUUCGUCCUGCUGCCACCGGGGACCAGCCAGCCAGGCAGGGGGACCGAGGCUUUUCCCGCGAUGCACAGCUUCCACCUGCCGACAUGGCGCUCAGUGGGAACUAGCGGUGGCAGUGGGCGAUAUUGCCACAGUGACUCAUCCAGUACUCACACCUACCCUGGUCGGGUUCGGGCACCGGAGGGCAGCCCCCAAGCCCGGACGUAUCCCAGUACACCCAGACGUCAGGCAAAGCACACAGCCUGCAGUGACAACCAUGGGAUCAGGCCUCCGACCCCGGAGCAGUACCUCACACCUCUGCAGCAGAAGGAGGUGUGUAUACGACAUCUGCGAGCCCGGCUGAGGGAAAACGUGGAAAGACUACAACACAGGGACUGUGAAAUAGAUGAGUUGAGAACUCAACUCUAUAGGAUGCAAGAAGACUGGAUAGAAGAGGAAUGUCACCGUGUGGAAGCCCAGUUAGCCCUAAAAGAGGCCCGCAAGGAGAUCCAGCACCUCCAGGGGGUGGUCGAGUCAGUGAGGUCCAACAUGGGUGUCCGUGAACAGGACGCCCACGACAACAAACCAUACUCAGGGUUGCAAGGAGCUCGGCCAGGGGGGAGGUCUCGCUCCUGUGGAUGUUCUCCAGCCAGUACUUUGAGCCGCGGCACCAACUACAGCCGACUGAGCAGCGAGGCUCUGCAGCUGGAGCGCAGCUCAAACGCUCCCGAGUCGACUGGAGCGUCUCGCCCAGCGGGACAAACCCACCUGCUCCUGGAGGCAGCACUCCUGUCAGAACAGUUGCCAGCCCAGGGCCACAUCCGAGGCCCCCCAACUGUGCCACGCUCUUCCACCUAUGAAAGGCUGUGCACUGGGGGAGCUGUGCUGCCAGUCUCACACUCCUGCCACACUCUCAGUAGCAGCUGCAGGUGCAGUGGACACACCUACCUCCCUCAUCAUCACUUGUUCCUGCACUUACCUCAGGAGGAGGCCCCGGCAACAUCAGUGACUGCUGCUGCUACUCCUGCUACUGAACCCAGCCCCAUCCAAGUCCCCGUCCCCGUCUCCGUCCCUGUCCCUGUCCCUGUCCCUGCACCGGAGAAGAAACCAGAAGUGCGCUCCCAGGCCUGCAGUCCCACUAUGACCUGGCUGUGUGAGGAAAGCCCCGCUGAGGAGCUGAGCGUUAUUUCUUUAGCUGCAGCAGACGUUACUCACUCAGAACCACAGAUAUUUCCAUCAACUUUACCUUCUCUGUCCCCUGCUGAGCAUCUUUACAGUGCAGAGCCACUGCCACCUGACAAACCCAAGGAGGUGACAAAGGUGCCAACUCAGCCCCAAACCUGCCAGCCCCACCCUAUAGCACCACUCCCAGUGAGGCAAGAGGCCACAGCACUGGAGGUGGACGAGGACGAUAAGGAUGAGGCUGAGGGAGCAAAUGAAGACGGGUAUUCUCCUCAGCUGUGCCACUGGAGCCGGUACUUCCUUGUAGAUCUUCUGGCCUUGGCGGUGCCGGUGGUCCCGACCAUGGCGUGGCUGUGUCGAGGGGCGCCACAAGAAGUUCUGCCCGUGUAUCAUAUUGGGUCUCUGCUGAGAGGCUGCUGUGCCGUUGCCCUCCACUCACUUCGACGGCAGGGUGCAGGCCGGGGCCGCAGGCCUACCAGCAUGAACGGAGCAACACCGAUCUGA
Messenger RNA from Stegastes partitus (bicolor damselfish), 1692 nucleotides. RefSeq names its product syntaphilin a (gene snpha). Gene Ontology annotation, biological process: neuron differentiation. The record is from RefSeq and is a predicted model, not a curated record. NCBI's taxonomy places the organism in Eukaryota, Metazoa, Chordata, Actinopteri, Pomacentridae. Gene Ontology annotation, cellular component: mitochondrion; cytoplasmic microtubule.